AUCCACCCUUCACCUCAAGUCCUGCCUCCCUGCAGUCAAAAAGAUAGAAUGGCAAACGACGGUGCUAUUGAACUCCAACGUCAAAACGGCGAAAGAACUGAGGACCGCAUAAAAGUUGAUGUUGAAGCACAGAAUGGACAACGGAUCCAAACUGGUACUGCAGACAGUACACGAUGCAAGUGUCUCAAAGACAACAUUUGCUACAUCAUUGCCGGAGUCGCUAUGGUAAUAAUCCUUGCGAUACCAGUGACACUACUUGCAGUUUAUUUGCCAGGAGCGGAGCCACCAAUUAACGGGACAGCAGUGCCCUUAGGUCCAGCGUCAAAUGGCACAACGGCGAAUCCCCCGGUUACUCUCCAGCCUACAAAUACGAUUCAUCAUACCACAACCAAAAGCAUCCUCCCAGCCACAGCAACAGCGAUUCAAUCCGAAAGUACAGGAACAACACAGCAUCCACGGACGCAAGAAAACACAGAAUCAAGCGUGACAGACUCAACAACAACAACAACAAUAACACCAACAACAACAACAGGAAAGUCGUGCAGUGACCAGAAUUUAUUUGAAUGUAACAAUGGGGAUUGUAUCAGUUUCGAUCUGGUGUGUGACGUCAACGGUAUCAAACACUGUCUGCCGGAUGGGGAAGAUGAAGACAACUGUCCAGUUAGAACUUGUGGUGCUGACCAGUUUACCUGCAAUGACGGGACCUGUAUAGCUGAAGGCUGGAGAUGCGAUAGGAAAGAGGACUGUCCCAACAAGGACGACGAGUUAGGCUGUACUACCAUGAUGACUACUACUACUUAGCUUGAACAGUUGGAAACAUUAAAUAGAAUACAAUAUUCUUGGCCGUGGAGACAAUGCUUUAUCCAUUGCAGCUUUGUUACCAAAAAUCUUGAACAAACAACACGCCCUGAAAGGUUGGAUAAAGCAACAUGAACGCACGGUGUCAUCAUUUGUGACGUUUUACAAAUGGCGAGGAAUUUCCAUCGGUUCAUCAUUGCAAGGAUGAAAGAACAGGUGGCCAAGAGCUGCUUGAAGCAGAAAAGUCUGGAUCAAGGGAAGGGAGGGGUUCCUCCUCCGGAGUGAAGAAACCCUGGCAGAAGUGAGCAACAAAAACUGAUUCAGAAAUUCUACCCUUGAGCAUGUUCUUCAUAGAUAUCUAUUUUUUUUGUAUACUGUAUGAAGUGGUCUUUUGUGCGAGACUUCCUUCGCCACCAAAUAUAACGACCAUGUCAGACUGAUAUGUCUACCUAUAACGACGGGACUUGCAGAGACCAAUUGCAAAAUGGUGAAGAGAAGAGGGGCUGACCGAAACAGAGAUUACGCAAAUACAAUAGUGCCGCAGUAAACGAACCCCGCAGUGCCGCACCGGUGCCCCAAGUGCAGUGAGAUACCACCUUCAGGACCGUGAAUAGGAAACUGAACAAAUAAACUAUGACGACGUCAGCUCACACUGUGCCCGUCAUACUGCACAUUCCGUGAUAUGAUAUAUUCUAACUUGUCUGUGACGUCAGAGAACAAACACGUGGUGCUCACUUUGUAAGAUAGUCCACGAAUUGGGACUUUGGGAAGAGAUAAGGGUCAAUAAAACAUACUGUCACAACGCUGUGAAACAGACUGAGUGUCAACAAUUUUUUAAACAU
Molecule: messenger RNA, 1640 nt
Organism: Branchiostoma floridae (Florida lancelet)
Lineage: Eukaryota; Metazoa; Chordata; Leptocardii; Amphioxiformes; Branchiostomatidae
Product: low-density lipoprotein receptor-related protein-like
Exons: 4
Coding region: 49-801 (250 amino acids)
Cellular component (GO): plasma membrane
Molecular function (GO): protein binding
Source: RefSeq, a predicted model, not a curated record